AAAUCAGUAAUUUGACCCAGCAGCCAACAUAGCAGUCUCCAGGCAACAAGAUACUCAGAAAGUCAUGCCUGCCUUGACUUCGUCAUAGUUAUCCAACAAAGGCUCUGUGACUCAAGCAAUCGUGGGUUUAUUUUUUUUAUCUUGGUCUGUCACUCGGUGUCCGAUUAAACGAUGGCUGGAGUGUGCGUUCCAUCUGAGCCAUCCUCUACGGAUUUGCACCGGGUCAGACUUCUGCAAUCAAAUGUAAAKCGAGUUAGUGCAAGAUGGAUGCACAGGCAAAUGAACUUGCCCCGCGAGAGAGGUKCGGAGGGAAGAUAUUACUUUAACAGUUUACUAGAACAACAGAGGAGUGCAUUCUCGAAAUUCAACCUACUGGCCCAUCCACCUGCGGACAACGCGCCCUUGGCGCCUUUACGAGAUGAGGUCUUGUUGAUUGAUCCGUGCUCUGGGCAUCUAAGUGCGGGGGCUGAGGUGGAUUUGGCAACUAAAGGAAGACCUCAAUUUAUAGAUAUCCCUAAUAUUCCGUCUGGAUUAUGGGUCGCCCCCGGUUCCAGAGAAAGGCCCCAGACUCCUUCAGUCAGGCCAUCAGCCGGGACAUGCGACCUGUCAGAAAACAAGGCAUGGAACUCAAGGUCAAUGUCAGACGCAGCUCUUCGGGCCAGUCUUGGAGGUUGGACAAGUCAUUCGAAGGUGAAACCAGGGCCUCCCAAAAUGCCAUGUACCGUGAAAUCCUUCAGUUUUUUCCCUGAAAGAGAGAACCUGGAUGUCAGCCCCUCUGGCUCCAGUCAGUGGAUAGAGAAGGCAGCACAACGUUAUAUCUACACUUCAGUGGCUCAGAGGGGCUAUGAGGACGUCGGUUGGGACGCAAAAUUACCGCGGCGCAUGAAGCCCCCGGCAACCACCCUUGAGAAAAUGGCGGACCCUGUGAAUCAGCAUUUCACCCAGAAGUGUUACCACAGCAAACCAGAGCUGUGGCAGGCGAUUGGAGCCCAUUGGAACAGGCACCAGCUUCGUGCUAGGAAUGAAGUGCGGAAACCUAUAACAUUCACCAGUCCCUGCCCAAACACCUGUCAAAUUCCAUUGUAUGGUGGUGUGGUGGGGUCCAUGAACAUGGACAACAUAGAUAAGACAGGAUAUGACUUCUACCCCUUGACUAUGCAGCGGACCACUUUGCCCCCAUACACUCCCACGGCACACCGCCCCACCAUCCCUGGCUAUACCGGCAAGGCUCACUAUGAUGGUGCUCGGUCCUCUGGGUUCAGUCUGCCUCUUCUACCCAGCUCUGCCCCAUGGACCAAUCCGGGUUUAUGGAAUCCUCCCGCUUAUGCUCGUACUGCACCUCUGUCCAGAAUGGUGACCACUGUGCCUCCACAAAACCCAUUCCUACACUCCAAGCGACCAGUUUUUCCUAUUUAAUGCCUCUUCAAGAACACAUGAGAAAUAUUAAACAAAACGUAUGAGAAACUUUG
Salvelinus sp. IW2-2015 is the source of this 1469-nucleotide messenger RNA. Its product is annotated as protein SPMIP7. The record is from RefSeq and is a predicted model, not a curated record. Lineage: Eukaryota; Metazoa; Chordata; Actinopteri; Salmoniformes; Salmonidae.